AUGAUUCUUUCUUGUCUCUCCGUUGUACUGUGGUGGAGUUCAUUUCUCCUUACUGGUGCACGGUUACCUGGUGUAUACAUGGAUCUUGGUGUCGCAGAGGUAAGUAAUGUGUCAUGUUCUCGUGUAAAUAUUGGAGGAAUACAGGGAAACUUUAACGCCUCAUCAUGGGAUUUUUCAACAUUAGAUCCCUCAGACAUUUCGUGUAGUAUGUCACUUAAUAUGAGUAAUAAACUCUCUAUAUUGCAUAGUAAUAUACGUCUUGAAUCCGCAAAAGUAAAUCUCUCCAAAAUUGUGGAUAAAUCCUGUUUUAGUACUAACAGUAGAGUAGAGAUGUGUGAGUUUGUGCCGAAAAUUGGUGAAUUGAAACUUGAACCACCUAACCCGUUUCUACAGGGGUUACUAAAUAAUAUGAAAAAAGCUCUUGAGAAACAGGCAACUGAUCUCGUAUGUAAUUCAGGAAUUGAAUAUAUUCAGCAGGAGAUGCAAAAUCACACGAUAGAUCCACCAAUGUCACACCCUCAGCUUAGCCCUAAUGCUACAACCCUGGAGAAUUCACGAAUGGUACGGGCUCUCGUUAAUGUAUUAAAUAGUGCUCCGGUAGUAUUUGGUAUUGAUUUUGGAGCAUCUAUACAAGAUGGAAACACAUUGCAUUUGGAUAUUGGUUUUCCUAAUGGUUUACAUUUUAUCUUUGAUGAUUCAACUAUAAACGAUUUGUAUAUGGAAAAAAUAAAAGGUAUUUUCAAUGCAUUUCAUAUUCGUUAUAUUUUGGAUUCUCUAUUGAAAAACCUUCCAGAGAUUAAAGAUGGUUUUUUGGGAAUGGAUAUUUCAAACCCUUUUAAUGUAUCUUUUGAAAUCUUUUUUCAUGAUUUACAGUGUGAUGAAGAAGGUUUCUAUUGCAGUGUACCACUUUCUGGUGGUAUCACUUUUGGAAAUAUCCGAACUCAAAAUCUUGGUGAGUGGGAUCGUCUAAUCACAAGUAUUUUGGGUCCCUUUUUGGCCCCGGUAAUAGAUGCUAUUUUUGAUGAAGUUGUAAGUACAAACAAUACGAAUGAUUCACGCUUUUACAUUCCUGUACUUGAUGAAGAAACUAUUACGAGAAGACCUUCUACUGCAGUCAUAAUUUCUACAGUUAUUAUAGUUGUGCUUUUUACUGCUGUUAGUAUUGGAUUAAGUUUCUAUAAUUAUUAUCAUCGAACUAAAGUUGUGAAUUGUGAAGGUGUUCCAAUAUCGUUAAAACGAGUACUACUGGAGGAUUCAAUUUUAAUUUUCUUAACUGUUAUAUCGACUCUUGGAUUUACGUGGUCUAUCGCCACAUCUAUCUCUACACUUGUAGUUGGUGGUGAAUUACACGUAAUAUCCUUAACAUUAUUUGAUACUACGAAAAAAAUGUAUAAAUCUGGAAUGCAUUUUUUUUCUAUUCUAACGUUCAUUUUCAGUGGAGUGUACCCGUAUGUUAAAUUAAUCGCAAUUGUUGUCUGUACUCUUGUUUUACAAAAACCAGAGAUGCUUUUACUGAAAACAAUUAACUAUAUUGGAAAGUUUUCACUUCUUGAUUCCUUUGCUUUCGUCGUGAUGACGGUUGGAUUAGAACUACAAGGUAUUGCUGAACUACAAUUUCUAUCUGGUUUUUAUGUCUUCCUCUCAUCAACACUUCUUUCGAUGUUUGUGGGUAAUUAUGCUACAAUUAUUUGGCGUCGUAAUACUUCAUUACGUCGAAUAAAUGUUGAACGAGAACCAGCAGAAUCUGGUAUCAUCGGUGAUUCUCUUGGUAAAAACAAUGUUGAGGAUAGUAAAAAUCUAAAGAUAACUGAAUGGAGAAAAAAACGUGUGAUAUUGGCUAUAUUGAAUGGUGCUUUUAUCCUCGCCUGUACUCUUCCCGCUUGGGUGGUCCCAUGCAUUGGGUACCGACUAGGAGGAUUGGCGUUUCUCGUUCGUCCAGAUGAUUUGGAGGUAUCACUUUCUUCUAUUGCCGCAACAAAUUUCCUUUUCUUGAUAACAUGCAUCUUUACUAUAGGAAUAGUUCCGUUAUUAUACGUCAUUGUGUAUCCAAAUAUGUUUUUCUUAUCAUCAUGGAGUGCAUCGGAUGCUUUAUUGGUGGCAUGUUUUGCUGGUUUUCUUCAAACAGGGCAACUUGUGGAUUAUAUGCUUGGAACCGAUAUGCGGCAUUUCCUCGAAGCGGAGACUUAUCUACGCUGGCCGCUUAUUCUUCUUGUCUUUUCCACCGUCUGGCAAUGGGCUUUGGUGAUUGAAAAUACCUUUCACGUAGUCCAGCGAAUGCGGAUUUGUAUAUCGAAAUGUAGAUCUAGUGAGUAG
This is a messenger RNA of Trypanosoma theileri, 2313 nucleotides long. RefSeq lists its product as uncharacterized. The record is from RefSeq and is a predicted model, not a curated record. The coding region runs from base 1 to 2313 and encodes 770 amino acids. The transcript has a single exon. NCBI's taxonomy places the organism in Eukaryota, Euglenozoa, Kinetoplastea, Trypanosomatida, Trypanosomatidae.